Exaiptasia diaphana is the source of this 1302-nucleotide messenger RNA. RefSeq lists its product as uncharacterized. NCBI's taxonomy places the organism in Eukaryota, Metazoa, Cnidaria, Anthozoa, Actiniaria, Aiptasiidae. The coding region runs from base 104 to 1099 and encodes 331 amino acids. The transcript has 4 exons. Gene Ontology annotation, cellular component: nucleus. Gene Ontology annotation, molecular function: RNA binding. The record is from RefSeq and is a predicted model, not a curated record. Gene Ontology annotation, biological process: regulation of double-strand break repair; protein polyubiquitination.
CUUUUUUACGGUGUUAAAUUUAUCUUUUCACAUAACUGUUUCUUUAGUCAGUGUGUCGAAGUAAACGGCGACAAGCAGGGGCCUGGUGCGAGUUGAUGCAAAAAUGGGGAACAGCGAAGGUUCAGUAAAAGAUGAGGAAGAACUAUCCGUCCAAAUUUACGAAGCUGUGCACAAACUUUACCCUGAAAACAGUGAAAAGAUCACAGGGAUGCUUCUGGAGAGCGACCACGAGGAACUCAGUGUAUUAUUGAAUGGAAAUCACGAAGAACUACAAAAAAGAAUAAAGUUAGCAGCUGAUGUAGUCCAAGAAAACAAACCGGAUGUCAGUAAUGAAAGAGUCACAACAGAAGACGAAGAGUCGAUUGGAAAUAAGAUUUAUGGCACUGUGCAUCAAUUGUACCCAACAUAUGCUGGAAAUAUUACUGGAAUGCUGUUAGAAAUGGACAAAGAACAGCUUGUUUGCUUAAUAAAUGACAAGGAUAUAUUAUUAAGGUGUAUACACCAAGCAGCACAUGUUUACAUGGAAAGCCAAACAGAAAAGAAGCAAUUAAGUGGAGAUAGAGAGCAAAAUAUCAACCUGCUUGUUCCUAAAACUCACAAUAAUCAUGACAUACAAUCUCUAGAUGAAGGACAAGAGAAAGAACUUUUAGGAGAACAAUUAUACUUAAAAAUAGAAAGGAAACACCCUAAUGAAGCUGCAAAGGUUACUGGAAUGUUAUUGGAAAUGGAUGCACAGAACUUAAAACAGGUUUUGGACGAUUCUGCUUUGCUUGAUAAGACAAUUCAGGAAGCACUUGAAGUUUUGCACAAUGUUGAAAAUGGAAAAAAUGGUAUUUUCAGUAAUUUGAGUGAACAGGAAGCAAAGUACAACUCUAUUUCUCAUAAUGACACUAAUAAGACUCGCAAGUCAAGCAUGGAUCAUGAAAGGGACGAAUUAGUUGAACAAUUAUACCAUAAAAUUGUGGCAAGGCAUCCUACAAAGGCCUAUAAAAUUACUGGUAUGUUCCUGGAAAUGGAUACCAACUUUCUGAAACAACUCAAUGCAAACUCUGAAUUAUUUGAUAGACAGGUUACUGAAUGUCUUAAGGCGAUGGAGUAAAGUUGUUUGGUAGGGUAAUUCGGAAACCUUAUUUUACUAAGUAUGAUUUGUUUUGUUUUACAGAAGCCGGGUUUUCAAAACUUAAGGUAACUUGAACUCUUUUGCAAAACGUUGGUAACCAAAAAUGCAUGGGUGAGAUGUGUUUGCCCUUAUUUUCGAAUAUUAUUAUUUUGUUUGUGAAAUAAAGUGGGUGUUAUACUCUG